GUGUCUCUCUUUAAUAUUUUUCAUAGACGUUGAUAUUUUACGUGAAUUUUUCAAUUAGAUUUUGCAUAAACAAUAAUCAUAAAAUAAAGUAAUUUAAAUACGUGUUAAUAUCCUGUAAAAGACAAAACGAAGAUGAAAUACGAAAAAAAUUACUUAAUAUCAUUAACAUUAUUUGCAGUUUUAUGCAAAUUGCCAGAGGCUUUUGGAGCUAAAACCAAUUUUGUGACUUGCGGUUCCAUAAUCAAACUCCUAAACUCUGAUUAUGGCAUGCGUUUACAUUCACAUGAUGUUAAGUAUGGUUCUGGUUCGGGACAACAGUCUGUUACAGGCAUUGAACUAAAGGAAGAUGUCAAUAGCCAUUGGGUAAUUAAAGCACCUACGAAUAAAUAUUGUGAUAGAGGCGAACCCAUCAAAUGUGGUGACACCAUACGUUUUGAGCAUUUAAGUACAAAGAGAAAUCUACACUCACAUUUCUUCUCGUCACCACUAUCGGGAGAACAAGAAGUUUCGGCUUAUGGUGAUAAUGGUGUUGGAGACUCCGGUGACCACUGGGAGUUGAUUUGCAGCAAUAAUGAGUGGGUGCGUGAUGCUCAUAUACGUUUGCGUCACAUUGAUACCGGUGCUUACCUUUCUAUGUCUGGUCGUUCAUUUGGUCGCCCUAUCUCUGGUCAAAUGGAAGUUGUGGGCAUUAGUAACCCUUCUCAUGGUACAAGAUGGACUACAGCCGAAGGUCUCUUCAUUGUACCGAAAGAAAAAGAGACUGAAUACGCCCACACUGAGUUGUGAGUUGGUACUGCCCCUCCAGACACUACUAUUUCAUAUUUCUUUUAGUGGCAAUUGUGUAUUUGCUAAAUUUUUUUUUAUAAUUUUUCUAGUUUAAUUAUAUGAUUUAUUAUGUAUUUGUAAAAUCCAAAGUUGAGUUUUUGGUGAUGAUGACAAUUUUAUUAAUUGUUUUUUAUUUUUGUGUAAUUAUAUACUGUGCUCACAUUGAUACACGUUCCGAAUAAUAAACAUAUUGAAAAUACUGUAAUGUAUUAUGAAAAGACCAAAUAAAUGUUACUGUUUUU
Calliphora vicina (urban bluebottle blowfly) is the source of this 1067-nucleotide messenger RNA. RefSeq names its product stromal cell-derived factor 2. Lineage: Eukaryota; Metazoa; Arthropoda; Insecta; Diptera; Calliphoridae. The record is from RefSeq and is a predicted model, not a curated record. The transcript has 2 exons. The coding region runs from base 133 to 786 and encodes 217 amino acids.